UAAAUUGGUUCACAAAAAUAAAUUGCAAACGCGUCGACUGCCCCUUGCAUGACAGUUGGUUUAUCGGUUUAUCAUUUUGCUGUUCAUCAGUAAUUAUUCAAACAAAUAAUAUUUAGAAAUUAUUUUUCGAUAAGAGUUGAUACAAUUAGAUUGUCAAAAUGUUCCGCAAUCAAUACGACAGCGAUGUGACAGUAUGGAGUCCUCAGGGUCGCCUCCAUCAGGUGGAGUACGCCAUGGAGGCGGUAAAACUUGGCUCAGCAACCGUUGGCCUGAAGAACAAGACCCACGCAGUUCUGAUUGCUCUCAAGAGAGCGUCAUCAGAGUUGUCUGCAUACCAGAAGAAAAUCAUUCCCAUCGAUAAACACAUGGGCAUCAGUAUUGCUGGACUUACUGCUGAUGCCAGAAUGCUCAGCAGGUAUAUGAGGGCAGAGUGCUUGAAUUACAAGUACUCUCAUGAUGAUGUCCUUCCAGUCAGUCGGCUCAUUGCCACUUUGGGAAAUAAGAUGCAGACAUGUACUCAGAGAUACGAUAGACGUCCUUAUGGCGUAGGAUUGCUCGUUGCUGGCUUUGACGAUCAAGGACCUCACAUCUACCAAACCUGUCCCUCGGCGAAUUACUUUGACUGCAAAGCGAUGGCUAUUGGAGCAAGAUCUCAGGGAGCGAGGACCUAUCUGGAGAAGCAUUUGAAUGAGUUCUCUCGGAGUUCUGUAGAGGAACUCGUGAAACAUGGCCUAAGGGCACUUAGGGAUACUCUCCCCAACGAACUCGAUCUCUCUGUCAAAAAUGUGUCAAUUGGAAUCGUCGGUAAAGAUCAGGAAUUUGAGAUUCUCGGCGAGACAGAAACUGCUGUAUAUUUAACCGCCAUUGAGGGGGGCGAGAAGAGAGCUAGACCUGCUGUUGGACAGGACGUCCAGCAGGACGAUCAACCACCUCAGGAUCCACCAGCUGAUGAUGGACCUGCUGCUCCACGAGUAUCAGUUGCCAUGGACACUGAGUAAAAUGUUUAUUCUCAUUGAUCCAUACUAUUACUCAAAUUUUUCAGGUUUAAUAAAGUUUUUUUUUCGACCGUAA
This is a messenger RNA of Diachasmimorpha longicaudata, 1071 nucleotides long. RefSeq names its product Proteasome alpha6 subunit (gene Prosalpha6). The record is from RefSeq and is a predicted model, not a curated record. The transcript is spliced from 4 exons. Gene Ontology annotation, cellular component: proteasome core complex, alpha-subunit complex; proteasome core complex; nucleus. Lineage: Eukaryota; Metazoa; Arthropoda; Insecta; Hymenoptera; Braconidae. Bases 159 to 998 code for a protein of 279 amino acids. Gene Ontology annotation, biological process: proteasomal protein catabolic process; ubiquitin-dependent protein catabolic process.